AACACAACAUCAUUAACCUAAAAAGGUGAUGUGUGAAAAUGUUAGCAAAUAGUAAGCUUAUUACAGAUGAGCAAAAUCAUUCAGACUUGUACCCAUACAACCAGGUUACCUUAAUGUACAUUAGCUGUAAGCUAGUGAGGAAUGGCACGCAUGGCAAUGGCAAAAUGACAAUGGCAGUGAAAAUGACAACACAUAAAUACCAGACAAUGUUGGUAACAUCCGAGGAUUACCAUUUCAGUCAGGCUGUUAAAUUGAUGAGGUCGUAUCCAGCCCUGGCAUUCAUACUGCUCUUUUCAGCAAAUCUGUGCUUCACUUGCGAUGGUGGAAAAAUUUUGGUUUACCCCUUAGAUGGGAGUCACUGGAUUAACAUGAAAAUCUUGGUGGAGGCUCUUCAUUCUGAGGGCCAUCAAAUAACGGUGCUACGUACCUCCACCAGUUGGUAUGUGUCUGAAUUCUCACCACAUUAUACCUCCAUCACCCUCACCCAGGAACAGUCCCAAAACAUUGAGAGCCAAGACGUCAUGACCAAUUUCUUGAAGAGGUCAAUAGAGAUCCGUCGGAAAAAAGGCUCACUAUGGGCGUUUCUAGAGUCUUACAGGAAUCUUUUCAUCAUGCUGGGGGAGAACCAGAAAGACGUGGCAAAACUGGUCAUCAACAUUUUCGAGAAUAAGACACUAAUUAAAGAGCUAAAGGAAGCCGAAUUUGAUCUUUGUCUGAUGGACCCUGCAUUUCCAGGAGGCGUGCUGUUGGCACACUAUCUCCAGCUUCCCAUGGUUUUCAAUGUUCGCUGGCUUUUCAAUGGAGAUGCACACUUUGCCUUUGCUCCUUCUCCUCUGUCCUACAUCCCCCAGCUGUUCUCCCAGUAUUCUGACAAGAUGGACUUUUUCCAGAGAGUCAGUAAUAUAAUUCGUCACAGCAUGUUGGUUUACAUGUACCACUAUGUCUCAAAUCCACCUUACCAGGCUGUGUGCGAUCAGUAUUUUGGACCCGAUGUCAGCGUCAUGUCUCUCAUGCAGGGAAGUGAUCUCUGGCUAAUGCGGACCGACUUUACCUUUGAGUUCCCUCGUCCCACCAUGCCCAAUGUUGUCUGUAUCGGAGGGUUCCAGGGGAAGCCCUCAAAACCUCUUCCAUCAGAUUUAGAAGAAUUUAUGCAGAGUUCUGGUGAACAUGGGGUGGUCAUCAUGACACUGGGGACUCUGCUGGGUGACCUCGGCCCUGAGAUAUCGGAGAUCAUCGCCUCAGCAUUUGCCAACAUCCCUCAGAAGGUCUUGUGGAGACACAUUGGGAAAAGACCAACCACUCUGGGGAACAACACCAUGCUGGUUAAAUGGCUGCCUCAAAACGAUAUACUUGGUCAUCCUAAAACUAAAGUUUUUGUUGCACACGGUGGUACAAAUGGACUUUACGAGGCCAUGUACCAUGGUGUCCCAGUCCUGGGCAUUCCUCUCAUCUUUGACCAGGAUGACAACAUGAUGCGUUUGAAGGCCCGUGGGGUCGCUGAGACUGUUGAAGUGGCAACCCUGGAUGUUGAGUCUAUGACAAGCGCUCUGAAGAAUAUUCUCGACCCAGAGAAGCCAUACAAACAGAAUAUGCACAAACUGUCACAACUUCAUCAUGACAAACCGAUGAAGCCCUUGGACAGUGCAGUUUUCUGGAUAGAGCACGUCAUGAGGCACAAGGGAGCAGCACAUUUGCGCACUGAGUCAUACAAAUUGCCAUGGUAUGCCUAUCACUGUCUAGAUGUUAUGGCGGUCUUUCUAGCCUUUGGUCUACUGAUCAUGGCAUUACUUUGGGUUUCCUUCAGAGGUCUAAUAAGAGGUUUGAUGAGAAUCAUGAAGCCCACAUCCAAAUCCAAAAAUGAAUAGAUAACCUGAUGAUUAAACAAGCUGGAUACUGACAAUAAAAUUAAAAAACAGACCAGCAACUUACAAUGGUACAGAAACAAUGACAUUAUGACAGGGAUCAAUGUAUAGGACUUAGAUGAAUAUAUUAGGGGCAAUCUGAUGGAAAUACUUAUUCCAUUGAAGCUUUCACAUUUUCAAAUUAUUUACUAUUCUCUCUUUUGAACUAUCUUUUUGCAAAUACAAAUACAUUUACAAGGGGCUUAUUUUGUGAUCUUUACAACUUUGCCAUAUGACAAUUAAAGUGCAUCAUGAAAAAGUUUAA
Messenger RNA from Acanthopagrus latus (yellowfin seabream), 2166 nucleotides. RefSeq names its product UDP-glucuronosyltransferase 2C1-like. Lineage: Eukaryota; Metazoa; Chordata; Actinopteri; Spariformes; Sparidae. The record is from RefSeq and is a predicted model, not a curated record. The transcript has 2 exons. Bases 39 to 1865 code for a protein of 608 amino acids. Gene Ontology annotation, molecular function: UDP-glycosyltransferase activity.